Ailuropoda melanoleuca (giant panda) is the source of this 3099-nucleotide messenger RNA. It is a transcript of the gene BMI1, whose product is annotated as BMI1 proto-oncogene, polycomb ring finger. Gene Ontology annotation, cellular component: PRC1 complex. The record is from RefSeq and is a predicted model, not a curated record. Bases 170 to 1174 code for a protein of 334 amino acids. Gene Ontology annotation, molecular function: promoter-specific chromatin binding. Gene Ontology annotation, biological process: negative regulation of transcription by RNA polymerase II. NCBI's taxonomy places the organism in Eukaryota, Metazoa, Chordata, Mammalia, Carnivora, Ursidae. The transcript is spliced from 10 exons.
GCCCCGGACGCGCCGCGCGCGGCCCCACGUUUUAGUUCCUUUCUCCCCCGAGCGCCCCUCUACACCCUCGCGACGCACAUGGCCCCCGAGAAGAACACUUCUAUUUCCAGUCUCUGCGGCUCUCCCCGCCACGGCGCCCUUUGUUGAGAGGAUAUUUUAUCAAGCAGAAAUGCAUCGAACAACCAGAAUCAAGAUCACUGAACUAAAUCCCCACCUAAUGUGUGUGCUUUGUGGAGGGUACUUCAUUGAUGCCACGACCAUAAUAGAAUGUCUACAUUCCUUCUGUAAAACGUGUAUUGUGCGUUACUUGGAGACCAGCAAAUAUUGUCCUAUCUGUGAUGUCCAAGUUCACAAAACCAGACCACUACUGAAUAUAAGGUCAGAUAAAACUCUCCAAGAUAUUGUAUACAAAUUAGUUCCAGGGCUUUUCAAAAUCUUUUUCUCCCCCCCCCCUUUAGAUGAAAUGAAGAGAAGAAGGGAUUUUUAUGCAGCUCAUCCUUCAGCUGAUGCUGCCAAUGGCUCUAAUGAAGAUAGAGGAGAAGUUGCAGAUGAAGAUAAGAGAAUUAUAACUGAUGAUGAGAUAAUAAGCUUAUCCAUUGAAUUCUUUGACCAGAACAGAUUGGAUCGGAAAGUAAACAAAGACAAGGAGAAACCUAAGGAGGAGGUGAAUGAUAAAAGGUAUUUACGUUGCCCAGCAGCAAUGACUGUGAUGCACCUAAGAAAGUUUCUCAGAAGUAAAAUGGACAUACCUAAUACUUUCCAGAUUGAUGUCAUGUAUGAAGAGGAACCGUUAAAGGAUUACUAUACACUAAUGGACAUUGCCUACAUUUAUACCUGGAGAAGGAAUGGUCCGCUUCCUUUGAAAUACAGAGUUCGACCUACUUGUAAAAGAAUGAAGAUGAGUCACCAGAGAGAUGGACUGACAAAUGCUGGAGAACUGGAAAGUGACUCUGGGAGUGACAAGGCCAACAGCCCCGCAGGAGGUGCUCCCUCCACCUCUUCCUGUCUGCCCAGCCCCAGCACUCCCGUUCAGUCUCCUCACCCUCAGUUCCCUCACAUCUCCAGCACUAUGAAUGGAACCAGCAGCAGCCCCAGCGGUAACCACCAAUCUUCCUUUGCCAAUAGACCUCGAAAAUCAUCAGUAAAUGGGUCGUCAGCAACUUCAUCUGGUUGAUACCUGAGACUCUUAAGGAAAAAAAAUUUUAAAUCCCCGAUUUAUAUAGAUAUCUUCAUGCCAUUACAGCUUUAGAGAUGCUAAUACAUGUGACUGUCGUCCAAUUUGCUUUCUUUUGUAGUGACAUUAAAUUUGGCUAUAAAAGAUGGACUAGAUGUGAUAUUCAUAUGGACGUUAAUGGAAAAGAUUGUUCCUCUAAAGAAUUGGUUUCUGAGAAGGCAGGCAAGAUGUUUUUCUAUGUGUUAGGCAAGAUGUGAAAUGGUUUCUGUAACCAUUGUUCAGAUUUGAAAAAUUCUGCAGUGGAUAUAAACAUUGGGCCAUAGUUUGUUAAUCUCAACUAACGCCUACAUUACAUUCUCCUUGAUUGUUCUUGUUAUUAUGCUGUUUUGUGAACCUGUAGAAAACAAGUGCUUUUUAUCUUGAAAUUCAACAAACAGAAAGAAUAUGCAUAGAAUAAUGCAUUCUAUGUAGCCAUGUCACUGUGAAUAACGACUUCUUGCAUAUUUAGCCAUUUUGAUUCCUGUUUGAUUUUUACUUCUCUGUUGCUACACAAAACCGAUCAAAGGAAAGUAAACUUCAGUUUUACAAUCUGUAUGCCUAAAAGCGGGUACUACCGUUUAUUUUACUGACUUGUUUAAAUGAUUCGCUUUUGUAAGAAUCAGAUGGCAUUAUGCUUGUUGUACGAUGCCAUAUUGGUAUAUGACAUAACAGGAAACAGUAUUGUAUGAUAUAUUUAUAAAUACUAUAAAGAAAAUAUUGUGUUUCAUGCAUUCAGAAAUGGUUGUUAAAAUUCUCCCAACUGGUUCGACCUUUGCAGAUACCCUAUGUUUGAGCCUUAUCAGCAUAGAACAUUUUUAAUGUGGAUCUCUAAUUCUAAAUUCUAUUCCAUUGAAAGCAAUUGGCAAAUCAUAAUACUGAUUUUCUGUAGUAAAAUACAUGUUUACUUUUAAAAUUAAUUGUUGCAGUAAAGAAAAACUUUUAACUAAAGACUUUGGAAACCGUUUUCAUUUCCUAUUGCUUUUGAUGGAAUGAAUGUUUUUAAAAUGCAUAUUGAUCACUAUAAUUCUAAAACAAAUUUUUUAAGUAAACCAGCAAAUUGCUGGAAGAAGGCAUUUUAUCUAAAAUUAACAUGUGGUUUAGCAGUUACUUCAAAUUUAAGGAGUUGCUUUUACAGUUACAAACAAUGACAUAUGCCCUCCUCUAAUAUCUUGAAAUAGAAGCAAUUUAUUUUUAGCUUCUCCAGGUAUUAAUUUUUAAACAGAGUGAACAUGUAUUUAAAAUAUGAAUAACCACAACCGUUUUCAGUUUGUGUUUUGCUUUGGUCGAACUUGGUGUGUGUUCAUCACCCAUCAGUUAUUUGUGAGGGUGUUUAUUCUAUAUGAAUAUCGUUUCAUGUUUGUAUGGGAAAAUUGUAGCUAAACAUUUCAUUGUCCCCAGUCUGCAAAAGAAGCACAAUUCUAUUGCUUUGUCUUGCUUAUAGUCAUUAAAUCAUUACUUUUACAUAUAUUGCUGUUAUUUCUGCUUUCUUUAAAUAUACAGUAAAUGAAGUUUUAUGAAACCACAAAAUACAUAUAUUUUUAUUUUGACCUAAAUUUGUACAGUACCAUUGUAAGUGUUGUUUCUAAUUAUAGAUGUAAAAUUAAAUUUCAUUUGUAAUUGGAAAAAUCCAAUAAAAAGGAUAUUCAUUUAGAAAAUAGCUAAGACUUUAAUAAAAAUUUGAUAUGAAAAGCACAAUGUGCAGAAGUUUUGGAAACCCUACUGUGGAUUACAGCAGGUAAAACUAAAGAGAAUCCAUUGCUGUCUUAAGUAGUGAUGUUGCUAAGAAGUCCAUGCUUUGUUGUAUAAUUGCUUGAAAGCCCAAUUGAAAGAUGUAUCUGUUUAUUUACUCUACAAUCUUUGAAGUAAAAGUUACCCAUGUUUGCCAA